UUAUAUAUGUAGGGAAACUGUUGGAAAAGUUUUCGUGAAAACCUCGAGAACCAUGGGCGAGGUUCGGACGUGCGUGAUCUUAUUAUUUGUUCUACUGCAUGUUAUUCAUGCACAAUCAUAUUUCGAUUCGUUCAUAUGUGACUUUUUGUGCGGAGACGAUGAUAGCUCCGGCUUCUGUGAAGAUUGUUCCUCAGAAGAAUCCUCCGAAUCCACAUCAACCAAGAAACCUACAAGUUCCGGGCCUAUAACUCCCACGCAAAAUAUUAGUAUAAAAAUACCCGCAUCUCAAGGAACAGUUUUAGACAUUUUGAACUGGAACGGUCUAUGGUCAGUAAGCGUAGAUGCCCAGAGUAAACCAUCAGCCUCUUCACCUCCCCCUGGAGAAGCUUCCACGACCCCAAAGUCCACUGCUGCAUCAGAAUCUACCACUGGAGCAUCUACAACUGCUGCGGCUAGACGAUAGAUAUCGAAUCUGAAUGUUUAAAAUUUAUUAUUGUAUAAUUAAUAUGGAAAAAGGUGCAAUAUUUCUUGUACAUUACGUACAGUUAGUUAGUCAUUUGGUAGGUUAAAGCUGUAGUAGGUUUAUAUCAUGGUAUAUAGUCAUAUAAUUAAAUAUUUUAUCAUAAUAAAAUAUUAUUUUCGAAACAAUUCGACUUAAAGUCCUUCAAGGAAAAGGUGAACUAUUUUGUAAAAAGGCUGACACUCGUAAGCCCUUUGGCAUUGAGAGUGUCUAUCGGUGGUAUCACUGAACAUCAGGUGAGCCCACUGUUCUAUAAAAAAAUCAAUACUCUGAUACUAUUUGCUACAAACUUUAUUGUAGGCACUACGGAUAUUGUCGCUCAAAGGAUUUUCUAAUAAAAUAAUGACCUAAUGGAAAUUAAAAAUGUAAAAUUAAA
This is a messenger RNA of Pieris brassicae (large cabbage white), 896 nucleotides long. RefSeq lists its product as uncharacterized. NCBI's taxonomy places the organism in Eukaryota, Metazoa, Arthropoda, Insecta, Lepidoptera, Pieridae. The transcript is spliced from 3 exons. Bases 53 to 463 code for a protein of 136 amino acids. The record is from RefSeq and is a predicted model, not a curated record.